This is a messenger RNA of Cyclopterus lumpus (lumpfish), 2529 nucleotides long. RefSeq lists its product as uncharacterized. Lineage: Eukaryota; Metazoa; Chordata; Actinopteri; Perciformes; Cyclopteridae. The record is from RefSeq and is a predicted model, not a curated record. The transcript has 5 exons. The coding region runs from base 323 to 1126 and encodes 267 amino acids.
GUGCGCGCGGCGCGAAGCAGGAAGCGAACGCGCUCCAUUUCCGCUGCAGCAGCGAGAAACCAACGGGCACGUCAAAAAAAAAAAAAAGAGAAAGAAAGAAAAGAAAAGGGAAAUGUGGACAGUUUGGACAAACUAAGGCGAGAGGAGGACCGUCGAGUGACACAUAUCGUGUUUGUGGAGCUCAGGUACAAGGCGGCUGUUUUAUAAAGUUCCCCCGGCGAAUUAUUUGACAGUUUAAGGGUCGUUUCGAGGUUAACUCGCCCCCCCUUCCCACCACAUCUUGUUCUGUGGCGGACCGCUUUGAGGAAGCAGCUCGUCAGAGAUGGGGACGAGAGCAAGCCGUCUGCAGGAAGACCCGGUCCCCUCUGCGUUCGGCAAAGAUGGCACCAAGCGGGACUCCUGUCGGCGACCCCGCUGCAGCAGGCCCACCAGCCUCAUGGUGGACUUCUCCGGCAGCUUCGAGGACGCGGAGGCCAACCGGAGCCGAUCGGAGGAGGGCAGCGACUCGGACCCGGGGCAGCACGGGGCGAGCGCGGACUGCAGCCCCGCGGACCACCACGGCAUCCCGUCUGGCGUCGGCCAAGCGUCCCCCGCGGAUGAUGAUGAUGAUGACGACGACGUCGCCAGCGUGGGGAAACCCGAGGAAGACGGGAACAUAAGCCUCGAGCCCCCCGCGGUAGCGGAGCAUCAGUCCGGAGAGGAGACAGGCCGCACGCCCCACCGCACUUUUUCCGAGCGGCUGCCCGGGAAUCGGCACUCUUCCGCCCGCAGCGUGGGCGCGAGAUCCGCCCGGGUCCGAGGCACGCACCAGCGACCGGUGUCCGAGGCUUGGAUCGGCCUUUACCGUGUUAACAACCGCCAUGGCAAUAUCCGCUGUCCCUUCUGCUCGAAGCCCUUCCCGGGGGGUCGGAUCGAGGAUCACCUGUUGAGCUGCCUCACGUCUCCUCCCCUACCAUAUAAUACGGAUGUGCUCAGUAAAGACAGCGGAGAGUGCGCCAUCUGUUUGGAGGAUCUGGUCCAGGGAGAGACCAUCGCCAGGCUGGCUUGCCUCUGCGUCUACCAUAAGAGCUGCAUUGAUUCCUGGUCCAAGGUGAAACCCUGCUGCCCCGAACAUCCCUUUGAUUGACUCGUGGGUCACAUGUAUUCUGCACAGUGACCUACCGACUCGGGAGACUACACUGAAUCCCAAUAAAGUCCCAAUUAAAAAUGUGUAAUUGAACAAAUAAAAAGCCCACUGGAUCCUACGAAGAGGCUCCCGUUAGCGACGCCCCGUUUGGAUCGGUCCGAGUCGAGACCAUUUCAUGUAAACAGCUGCUUCGUCUCCAUCGAGUCUCUGGCCGAGACUCUGGUUGGAACGCACGUGGAGAAGGUUUUUUCCUUUUCUAUGUUUCGUAAUCUGCGGGAACAUUUUCAUCCCAGAAUGAUGGAACUCAUCUUAAAAUAUAUAUAAAAAAAAAAAAGGUGAACUGUGACUCUGCAUCCUCUCCUGUGUAGUUGUUAUCACGUAUCGUUCCAUGUCAUACAUCGGAUGAAUGUUUUAUUCCUUCGGCGAUCCCCCAAAAUGAACCAUCCUCUUACCGAAAGCGUGAACCGUAACCACAUUGCUUUAUUUUGAACCGGCUGGAGGUUGAGGGCUUGUUUUUUUUGGUGACUGGGGGGGGGGGCUGCCGUUAUUAGGUGUUUUCUUUUUUUAAAUAUAUAUUACCUGUACGCAUUUCAGGGGAAGUUUGGGGGCUAAUUGUAUUUUUUUUUUAAAAAGUGGGUCAGUUCUUUUGUAGGUGGUUAGUUGGCGCUGAGUUUUACGUGCUGCUACUUGCUGAGUGUUUAGGGCGGUUGUGGGUAUUUCAUAGGGCCAUAGUAGCGCUGGUGUUGGCACCAAUUUGAGCACUUUUGUCCUGCAGGGCUGACUUAUUUAAUUUUUUUACACAUGCGGUCUGGGAUAAAGUUGUGUAUGCGUGUCUUCAAAUGACCAGGAACAGGAAGUGAUCUGAGCGUGACUGUGCAUUCAGGAAAGUGUAUGUGUGUGUGUGUGUGUGUUUAAUGUAAAUAGCCCCGACGUCUUCUUGGUCAAGCGGGUCACCCUUUUUUAUAUUUUGAUGCUAUUUUUUGUUAAACUAAAGUCACGCUGGCAAACAUCCUGUUUACACGUGGCAUUGGUACGCAACGAGGCGGCUCACCCCCGUUGUACUUUUUUAAAAUCUUUUUUGUAUUUUUUAAUAUUAUUCGGUCCCCACCUCUACCCUUCUCCCGCCUCAUUCCCAAACACUCUCUUGGGGUGUGUUACAGAUUUUUUUUUUUUUUUUUUUUGGUCCAGAUCCCAAGUGACAGUUCUUGCCAUCUGGUUUCAUUAAUGCCAUAUUGGGGUGGGAUAAAGGGGUGGAUGGGUUGAGGGAUGUAUUUGUUUUGGGGGGCAUGUUUACACCAUGUGUCAUCUGCCUCUUUUCCCCCAACACUGGAGGCUACGGACAGCUGAUGGUUAAUUAUUACAUAACUAACCCCCACCCUUUUCUGCCUUUAAAAAAAAAAAAA